Molecule: messenger RNA, 1833 nt
Organism: Drosophila arizonae
Lineage: Eukaryota; Metazoa; Arthropoda; Insecta; Diptera; Drosophilidae
Gene: Mkk4
Product: dual specificity mitogen-activated protein kinase kinase 4
Biological process (GO): MAPK cascade; protein phosphorylation
Molecular function (GO): JUN kinase kinase activity; ATP binding
Source: RefSeq, a predicted model, not a curated record
CAUAUUUCGUUGCAUUGCUGUCUUUUUAAUGUUUUUUAGUCUAUUUUUAUGUAAAACGAAAGUGUGAAAAUGCAAGGCGCAUAGAUGUGCACUCGAGAAUUAAAUAAAUAAUUGAGCUGUGCACUUAAGUGUGACCACCUAUAAAGUGUGCGGCGAGCGGUUAUGGUGUAGUAUAUGUUUUGCCAGUAGUUUUCGCUGCGAAAAUAUUUUCGGCGCCCCCUUUUGAGCGACGUGUAUUUGGGGCGCGGCGCCCACCUGAAAAGAAGAAAACGACGUCAAUAAAGCGACGUUCAUAAUAAAACUGCUAUCGGAUUUAGCGCCAGGCAUACACAAUGGCAGAAAGGCCCAAAAAUUUGUUUGCAACUGGGCCUAGCCGUUCCCGUAUACCGCCUGACCAGCUUAAUCUGAACCAGUUGAGCAUACGCCAUCCGCCUUCGUCAACGUCGUCUACGUCGUCGGGUUCUACGUCGUCUGGCUCCAGUUCCUCGUCGCAGCAAAAUAAUGUGGCUAUGCGGUUUAGCAGCCAGCCCAGCUUUGGGCCAGCGGCGCCGGUACCAAGCUGCAGCAGCCACAGCAACAGCACUAGCAGCACCAGCGGCAUUGGUAGCAGCACUGCCACAGAUCGUCACCGGGAGCGGAUUAGGCAGCAGGCCUGCGGCAAGCUACAGUUUGGCGAAGGUGCCGCUAAUACGCAUCAAUUCACAUCGGAUGAUCUAGAGGAUUUGGGAGAGAUUGGACGCGGCGCAUUUGGUGCUGUAAAUAAAAUGGUAUUCAAAAAACUGGACAAGGUAAUGGCUGUGAAGCGCAUACGGUCUACGGUAGAUGAAAAGGAGCAGAAACAGCUACUCAUGGACUUGGAGGUGGUUAUGAAGUCAAAUGAAUGCAUCUACAUAGUGCAAUUCUAUGGGGCACUCUUCAAGGAGGGCGACUGCUGGAUAUGCAUGGAGUUAAUGGACACAUCGUUGGAUAAGUUCUACAAGUAUAUAUUCGAGAAGAAGCAGCGACAUAUACCUGAAUCCAUAUUGGCCAAGAUCACGGUGGCCACAGUCAAUGCCCUAAACUAUUUAAAGGAGGAGCUCAAGAUAAUACAUCGUGAUGUUAAGCCGAGCAAUAUUCUGUUGCAUCGUCGGGGCGAUAUUAAACUGUGUGAUUUUGGCAUCUCUGGGCAGCUAGUCGAUUCGAUAGCCAAGACCAAGGACGCGGGCUGCAGGCCGUACAUGGCGCCGGAACGCAUUGAUCCGGAGCGGGCCAAGGGCUACGAUGUGCGAAGCGAUGUUUGGUCUCUGGGUAUAACAUUAAUGGAGGUGGCCACAGGCAAUUUCCCCUAUCGUAAGUGGGAUUCUGUGUUUGAGCAGUUGUGUCAGGUUGUGCAGGGUGAUCCGCCGCGUUUGCAUACAUCCUACAAUGGCAUGGAAUUCUCAAUGGAGUUUGUAGAGUUCGUUAACACUUGCCUAAUCAAGAAGGAGAGCGACAGACCCAAAUAUAGCCGACUGCUGCAGAUGCCAUUCAUACGGAGAGGCGAGAAUAGCCACACUGACGUCGCCGCCUAUGUGGCUGAUGUUCUCGAGUCAAUGGAAAGCGAUGGCAUUACGCAGUUUACAACCAACCAGCCCGCGGAAAGUUAAUCUGAAGCGAGUUAAACUAAAGUCAUAAAUUAACUAAGCAAAAACCAGUAGCAACAAAGGCAAAUUAUUAAAACUAAAGCAAACGCAAAAGAAAACCCAAAAAAAAAAAAAAAAAAAAAAAAUACAAAUAUUGUUGUCUACUUUGUAGCAUUCGUAGUAAACGUAGCGCAUAUUUUGUUAAAGUCAAAACAAAAACAACAGCGUGUAA